Castor canadensis (American beaver) is the source of this 6643-nucleotide messenger RNA. The record is from RefSeq and is a predicted model, not a curated record. NCBI's taxonomy places the organism in Eukaryota, Metazoa, Chordata, Mammalia, Rodentia, Castoridae.
UUCUAGCUAGGCUGCUUUCCAGCCUGGCCUCUGGUAGGAUGCGGGCCCUUUGCUAACCAAACCCUCUUCCCAGCUAAUGGGCUUAAAAGUCCCCAAAGCAGCUGUAUGCCUGGGCACUCAGGUGGGUUGGGGAGAAAGGCUUGGGUUCCUGCCUUAGGGACCUCAUAGUACACAGGGUGCCUAUACUAGUUCCUUUCUAGGCCUCAGUUUCCCCAACCAUGGCUAGUUUAUUGACGGGUCCAGCAAAUGUGUACAGAGGCCCUCUCUGGUUAUGCCACACAGAGCACCCAGAGUCACCAGGAAAAGGCUGGCAAGGUGCAUCCCCAGCACAGCCAUUUUUACUGGGGCCUUAGUGCUUCAGAGAGAGGUUUAGCUAGGCUACAUGUCUUGGGCUUGGGGUCCCCUGUGGCUUCAGGUCAGCUCCUCUCUCCUUGAACUCUUCUUGUCCUUGGUGAAUGUGGGCUGCUGCCACCCCCUCUGCCAGGCCUGUGCCCCUGUUGUUCCCACGCCUGGAGCACACCACCACUCAUUACCGUCCUCUGGCUGUCUCCUCUUCACCCUUCAGCUCUCACCUCCUCCGUGUGCUCAGUCUGUGAACGAGGUGCUGGAGUCGAUGGACUGGCCACUGGAGCUGGCAGAAGGCUUUGUGGGCUCCAUCGAGGUGGCUGUGCCCUGGGCUGCACUGCUCACAGACCAUUGCACCGUGCGUGUGUCAGGCCUUCAACUCACCCUGCAGCCCCGCCAGGGUCCAGGGCCAGGGGCUGCUGACUCACAGAGCUGGGGUUCAUGCAUGACCACAAGCCUGCAGCUGGCUCAGGAGUGUCUGCGGGAUGGACUGCCUGAACCCUCUGAGCCACCACAGCCCCUAGAGGGGCUGGAAAUGUUCGCCCAGACCAUUGAGACUGUGCUGCGGAGGAUCAAGGUGACCUUCCUGGACACUGUCGUGAGGGUGGAGCACACGCCGGGUGAUGGGGAGCCUGGCAUGGCUGUAGAGGUCCAUGUGCAAAGACUGGAGUAUUGUGAUGAAGCAGUGCGGGACCCAAGCCAGGCACCACCUGUGGACGUGCACCAGCCACCUGCCUUCCUGCACAAAUUGCUGCAGCUGGCAGGGGUCCGUCUGCACUUUGAGGAGUUCCCCUCACAGGUAAAACUGCCAGAGCCCCCCUUACAGAUUGGCAGCUGCUCAGGGUACAUGGAGCUGAUGGUGAAGAUAAAACAGAAUGAGGCCUUCCCAGGCCCCAAGCUGGAAGUGGCAGGACAGCUGGGCUCCCUGCACCUGCUCCUGACCCCACGGCAGCUCCAACAGCUUCAGGUACUGCUCAGUGCUGUCAGCCUUGCAGAUCCCAAAGAUCUAGCUGACAAGCUGAACAAGAGCCGCCCACUAGGUGCUGAAGACCUGUGGCUGAUUGAGCAGGAUCUGAACCAGCAGCUACAGGCGGGCGCUGUGGUAGAGCCCAUCAGCCCAGACCCUCUGACCAACCCCCUCUUCAACCUGGACAGCACUGACCUCUUCUUCUCCAUGGCUGGUCUUACAAGCAGCGUGGCCUCAGCCGUCUCUGAGCUCUCCCUCUCUGAUGUAGACCUGGGCUCCUCUGUGCACAGCAACAUGGCCUCCCGUCGACUCUCUGCCCUGGCUCACACAACAGGCAAGGCAGCCCCCACUCCCCUUCCGGGCACCAUGCGCCCUGACUCGCUGCUGAAGAUGACCUUGGGUGGUGUGACCCUGACCUUGCUUCAGACAUCUGCCCCAUCUUCCGGACCACCUGACCUCGCUACUCACUUUUUUGCUGAGUUUGAUGCCUCCAAGGAUGGGCCUUUUGGGUCUCGAGACUUCCACCACCUUCGGCCACGUUUCCAGAGAGCCUGCCCCUGCAGUCAUGUCCGACUCACAGGCAUGGCCGUGCAGCUGUCCUGGGAGCUGCGGGCAGGCAGCCGGGGCCGGCGGACAACCAGCACAGAAGUGCACUUUGGGCAGCUGGAGGUGCUGGAGUGUCUGUGGCCCAGGGGCUCUUCAGAGCCUGAGUACACAGAGAUCCUAAGUUUCUCUAGUAACCUGGGUUCCCAGGCCUCAGCUCGGCCCUGUGCUCACCUGCGCCAUACACAGAUCCUGCGCCGGGUGCCCAAGAGCCGGUCCCGACGCUCAGCUACCUGCCAUUGCCACUCAGAACUGGCCCUGGAUCUGGCUGACUUCCAAGCAGACGUGGAUCUGGGGACCCUGAACCGGCUUGCUGCCCUGCUGCACCUGGCCACCACACCCCCUGAGCCACCUGCCACUGGUCUGCUGACAGAACCCCUGCCAGUCACUGAGCAGCAGACAGUGUUUCGGCUCUCAGCACCCCGGGCUACCCUGAGGCUGCGCUUCCCCAUUGCUGACCUGAGGCCUGAGCGGGACCCUUGGGCAGGCCGGGCUGUACGGGCUGAGCAGCUGCGGCUGGAGCUGAGUGAGCCCCAGUUCCGGUCAGAGCUUAGCAGUGGGCCUGGACCCCCAGGCUCCACUCGCCUGGAACUUAUCUGCUCUGACCUGCAUGGAAUCUACGAAGAUGGGGAGAAGCCACCCAUCCCCUGCCUGCGGGUCUCCAAAGCCCCAGACCCCAAGAGUACUGGACACAAGUACUUCCUGCCCCAGGUAGUGGUGACCUUGAACCCCCAGUCCAAUGGCACACAGUGGGAGACAGCCACAGAGAAAGGCGAGGAGCUGGAGAUGUCCACUGAAAGUCCAUGCGAGCUGCGGGAGCCUGAGCCCUCGCCCUUCUCCUCCAAGAGGACCAUGUAUGAGACGGAGGAGAUGGUAAUCCCUGGAGACCCUGAAGAGAUGAGGACUUUCCAGAGCCGGACCCUGGCGCUGUCCCGCUGCAGCCUGGAAUUGAUCCUGCCCAAUGCCCACAUCUUCCUACCCAGCAAAGAGGUCUACGAAAGCAUCUACAACAGGAUCAACAACGACUUGCUCAUGUGGGAGCCCGCGGACCUGCUUCCCACCCCUGGCUCCACCACUCACCCCACUGACUUCCCUGGCUCCUCAGGUUUCUGGCAUGACAGCUUCAAGAUGUGCAAGUCAGCCUUUAAGCUGGACUCGGACUCAGAUGAGGAAGAUGCCCAGUUCUUCUCAGUGGGGACAUCAGGUGCUCCCCAGGCUCCCGUCCCUGAGCCCCCAAGUCGUCACUCACAGAGUACCUUCUCUACCCUGGUGACAGUGCUAAAAGGUCGGAUCACAGCCUUCUGUGAGGCCAAGGAUGAGGCUGGGAAGCGCCUGGAGGCCACACACGGGGAGCUGGUGCUGGAUAUAGAACAUGGCACCAUCUUCAGUGUCUCCCAGUACCACAGUCAGCCGGGGCUUGGCUACUUCUGCCUGGAAGCCGAAAAGGCAACACUUUACCACCGAGCGGCCGUGGACAACUAUCUGCAGCCCAGUCACCUGGAACCAUCUAGCUUUGCUCCCCCGGCCCAGCUGGCCCCAACCAUCUACCCAUCAGAGGAAGGGGUGACUGAGCGGGGAGCCUCAGGCCGCAAGGGCCAGGGUCAGGGCUCCCCCAUGCUGUCUGCUGCUGUGCGCAUCCACCUGGACCCUCACAAGAAUAUCAAGGAGUUCCUGGUGACACUGCGGUUGCACAAAGCUACCCUGCGUCAUUACAUGGCCCUGCCUGAACAGAGCUGGCAUUCCCAGCUGUUGGAGUUCUUAGACGUGCUCGAUGACCCUGUGCUGGGCUACCUGCCCCCAACGGUCAUCACUGUCCUGCACACACACCUGUUUUCCUGCGCCGUGGACUACAGGCCCCUCUACCUCCCUGUGCGCGUCCUUGUCACUGCUGAGACCUUCACCCUCUCCAGCAACAUUGUCAUGGACACGUCGACCUUCCUGCUCAGGUUCAUCCUCGAUGACUCUGCCUUGUACCUGUCCGACAAGUGUGAGGUGGAGACCCUGGAUCUGCGGCGAGACUAUGUGUGUGUCCUGGAUGUUGACCUCCUAGAGCUUGUGAUCAAAACCUGGAAGGGGAGCACUGAGGGCAGACUGAGCCAGCCGCUGUUUGAGCUGCGCUGCUCCACCAAUGUGGUGCAUAUGCACAGCUGUGCCGACUCCUGUGCCCUGCUGGCCAACCUGCUCCAGUAUGUAACCAGCGCGGGUGACCUGCACCCCCCACCCCGGCCCGCCAGCCCCACGGAGAUCGCCGGUCAGAAGGUACAGCUCUCCGAGAGCCCUGCCUCCCUGUCCUCCUUCCCCCCAGUGGAGACGGCCCUCAUCAACCAGCGUGACCUGACUGACGCCCUCCUGGACACUGAGCGUAGCCUGCGAGAGCGGGCCCAGCCCUCAGGUGGUCCACUCCCUCAAGCCUCACCCAUCUCAGUCUACCUGUUCCCAGGUGAACGGAGUGGGGCCCAGGCUCCUUCAUCCUCUCCUGGGGUCUCCACUGGCACCUUAGGGUCCUGCUCUGAGGCUAAGACAGAGGAAAAGGAGGAGGAAGGGGAUGGAGACACUCUGGACAGUGAUGAGUUCUGCAUCCUUGACGCCCCUGGCCUGGGCAUCCCGCCACGAGAUGGGGAGCCUGUGGUGACACAGCUGCAUCCAGGCCCCAUCGUUGUGCAGGAUGGAUACUUCUCACGGCCAUUGGGCAGCACAGACCUGCUGCGGGCUCCUGCCCACUUCCCAGUGCCCAGCAGUCGUGUGGUGCUACGGGAGGUUUCUCUUAUCUGGCACCUCUAUGGGGGCCGAGACUUUGGCCCCCACCCUGGACACAGGGCAAGAGUUGGCCUCACAGGCCACAGGGGCUCCCCUUCCCGCUGCUCUGGCCCCAACCGACCCCAGAACUCCUGGCGCACACAGGGAGGCAGUGGGCGGCAGCACCAGGUCCUCAUGGAGAUCCAGCUCAGCAAGGUGAGCUUUCAGCACGAGGUGUACCCGGAGGAGACAGCCACGGACACAGCCCCUGGCCAGGAGCUGGAAGAGCGGCCACUGUCCCGCCAGGUGCUCAUCGUGCAGGAGCUGGAGAUCCGAGACCGGCUUGCCUCCUCCCAGAUCAACAAGUUCCUGCACCUACACACAAGCGAGCGGCUGCCACGGCGCACACACUCGAACAUGCUCACCAUCAAAGCGCUGCAUGUGGCUCCAACCACUAGCCUAGGUGGGCCUGAGUGCUGUCUCCGUGUCUCACUGAUGCCUCUGCGGCUCAACGUGGACCAGGAUGCCCUCUUCUUCCUCAAGGACUUCUUCACCAGCCUAGCAGCUGGUAUCAACCCCAUGGUCCCAGGAGAGACCUCUGAUGCUCACCCUGAGACCCGAGGCCGGCCUAGCAGCCCCCAGGAAGGGCAACCUGAGGAUGUGGAGAUGAGUGGCUCCCAGGAGGCCCCAGGCAGUGGCCACAGCUCUGCUGCCGAGCAGCAGCCCAUCUAUUUCAGGGAGUUCCGCUUCACAUCUGAGGUGCCCAUCUGGCUGGAUUACCAUGGCAAGCAUGUCACCAUGGACCAGGUGGGCACUUUUGCUGGCCUCCUCAUCGGCCUGGCCCAGCUCAACUGCUCCGAGCUGAAGCUCAAGCGACUCUGUUGCCGGCAUGGGCUCCUGGGUGUAGACAAGGUGCUGGGCUAUGCUCUCAAUGAGUGGCUGCAGGACAUCCGCAAGAACCAGCUGCCUGGCCUGCUGGGAGGUGUGGGCCCCAUGCACUCGGUUGUCCAGCUCUUCCAAGGGUUCCGGGACCUGCUGUGGCUGCCCAUUGAGCAGUACCGGAAGGAUGGACGCCUCAUGCGGGGACUGCAGCGUGGGGCUGCCUCCUUUGGCUCAUCCACGGCCUCUGCUGCCCUAGAACUGAGCAACCGACUGGUGCAGGCCAUCCAGGCCACAGCCGAGACGGUCUAUGACAUCCUGUCUCCUGCAGCGCCCAUCUCCCGCUCCCUGCAGGACAAGCGCUCUGCCCAAAGGCUGCGUAGAGGCCAGCAGCCAGCUGACCUCCGGGAGGGCGUGGCCAAGGCUUAUGACACGGUUCGAGAGGGCAUCCUGGAUACAGCUCAGACCAUCUGUGAUGUGGCAUCAAGGGGCCACGAGCAGAAGGGGCUGACAGGCGCUGUGGGGGGCGUGAUCCGCCAGCUGCCCCCAACGGUGGUGAAACCAAUCAUCGUUGCCACAGAGGCCACCUCCAACGUGCUCGGGGGCAUGCGUAACCAGAUCCUGCCUGAUGCCCACAAGGACCAUGCUCUCAAGUGGCGUUCUGAGGAGGCCCAGGACUGAGCCACGGGCACCAGGACCCAGUGGGGCACUGCCCACUGUGCCCAGCCAGCUCCCCAGCCUCCUGAGAGCUGUGACCCACAGCCGGGCCAAGCCUAGGCCCUUCAGGGGUAGGCCACUGUGAAGGACACCUGCCUGGCCUGCCCAUUGCCAAUCUGCUGUGAGUGGGGCCUCCCUGCCUUGGGGCCUCGGCCCUGUCUGCACUUUUCCUCUGGGGAGAAAGGAUACGGACCCUCCCCACCACAUGGGCCCACACUGCUGUCUUGUCCUGGGAUGAAGGUGGACCCUCAACCCCAACCCCACUCAGCCAAGUGUCUUUCCAUGUCUCAUGGGAAAGUGAGGGACAGACACCGUGUGGGUCAGUGUAUUAUUUUUAAGCUCCCUGAGCGUGUGGGUCAGUGUCUGCAUGAAGUGGAAUAAACUUGCCCACCGCCA